AUUUCCUCUCUAUACAUAUAAAAUGCAACAGGUUUUUAUAGCAGCUGUUUUAGUUACGCAUGUUUUGAUGUAGCCAUGUUCGUUCGUGUGGGCAAAAAUCGAUGCUCUUCUUCCCGCCUCUUCAAUUUAACAUUUUUUUUUAACUUAGAAAACGGUUCGCACCUUGUAGCUUUGUAAAUCAGUAGCAACACACUUGCCUUUACUAACUCGAUUUAUUUUAAUGACUCAAGUAUAUAAUAGGAAACAGGUUUCACUGGCGUAGUCUGGCACAAAAUGGUUUUAUGACUGUGAAUAUCUACUGUAUUUUAGGUUAGUCUCCUUACUGCUUGCUGAUUUUUGGGCUCCAUAUCAACAUUUAUUAUUUUACUGCAUCGACCGCCUUUUGGAUCGGCUCGCUGUCUCUAUGACGAGGCUAUAGAGGGCGAGCACGCUGAUGAACAAUCGUUGGCAUGCUGGAACCAGCAAACGAUGUUGCAGGUCUAAAAGGAUCGCAUGAGUGCAUACGUGAAAAAUCAGGCACGUGAGGUGCACGUUUGAUAUGAAUCGCUCUACUGUAUAGUAUCCACAAGACGUGUUUUUUUGGAUGGACCAUUCUUUUACUGAUUUGCUAGGCGUAUAGAGGGCCUCGCUGAACCACAUCCAUAGUAUACAUAAGAAUACUAUAAACUGGCGUUCAAGCAACCAGUCAGAGACUGCUGAAAUUGUCGUGUUGUUAUCUAAAACCACUAUUCCGAAAAUGGCAUCUUUUGCAAGUCAAUUGUGGCAACUUCGAAAGCCAACGACAAAUCGAAACGAUGAUGUCAACGCGAACGGUUCUAUCGACCAAUCUGCUCCCAUGGAUGGCCAGGAAUCGGUUCUCUAUAGCGACCCAUUUAGCAAUGCUGUCCCCGUUAUCGAUCCUUUCUCCGGCGAUGCAUUAAAAAAUGAUCUAUUCAAGGCAUUGGCUGGCGCGCCGGUGUUGAACGCUAACCACCAGGCAAAUGAUGGGUUUGACCAGUCCCUUGAAUCAACGAAUCCGUUCACUAAACCUAGUGACCAAGUGAUCAGUAAAGCCCUGAUACAAGCUAAUGAUUAUAGGUCUGAAGAUAUACCAGGCGGCAUGAAAUGUGAAGACAGCGACUUCUCUGACCUUUGCCAUAUCGGUGACAAAGAGGUAGUCAGCAUCUCAUCAAAGAUGACCACCUCCACGUUAUCCAACGCUACAUCCUGGUCAAAGCAACACUUUUCAUCGUUAGAUGCCUCAAUGGUUUCAUCGUUCGGUGACAUGAGUUCAAGCGCACCAACGUCGAACUCCGCGAAAACCUCUGCUUUAACGUCAAACCCGCAAAGCUCCUCUAGCGCGACAGUUUUAAUAAGCGGUUCUUCAGACAAUGAACAGCUAUUAAGCUGUGAGCUUCGUUCCAUGGUUAACUCGACCUUCGAAGUCGAUAGUGGGCACUCAACCGAAACUGUGCCAAGCUGUGUCUAUCGAGAACUCGUUGACGAAACAGACGCAGAGCCGAACACGAGCCACAAUGAAGGUCCUCUACCGGAUCAGGAAGAUAAUCCCGAAAAGCAGGCUACAGGGGUUCUCCAAGUACCUCAGAUCCUAUUCACCGAAGCAACCUUGUUGUCUUCCGAGGGGUCGAGCUUCGAGGCGGUCAGAACCACCGAAGGUGUCGGUGAGGGCCGCACCUAUUUGUUAGAGUCCAUUACCGCCGAGGACGAAACAAGUAUUACCAAAGACGAGCGCUGCUACAAACCAUCCAAAGUUAUUGUCUUCAAAGCAACUGAAUCUGAUGAAGAGAUCGCAGGUGAAGGCGACGCAAGCAUUGAUAAAGAAGAUGCCAAUGGGGCUCGGCAUAUAGAUUACGAAACACUUGAGACUCAACUUGACGUCAGUGGCAACCAUCAAAAUAGGAUUAUGAAUCUAUCAGAUAUCGAGCCUAGCGACGGUACUGAAAAAACGCACGAAUUCGAGUCGCCUACGCUUGACUCGGAAUAUCGUAGACGUUCGGCGCCUAAUGAAUUUUUCCCAAAUGGCGAGGUAGACCUAACAGACCUCGACUGCCUAACAAAAACCUGUAGCGUGGGCGAUCUAAACAAAGGCGAUAAUUGCCUAAACAUCGUUGAACAACCGAAGGUGCUCACGUCUUCGCCCAUAGCAUCAAGGAAAAAGACCACUGGAAAUGACCAAAUGCAACCGCUACAGCUGUGGCGCAAGGAGUUCCACCAAAGGAUCGCUUUCCUUGACGCUCAAGAACAAAAGGCCAUCGAAGAGCUUAAGAUGGAAGCCCAACGAUGUAGGGAUAAAUGGUACGCUAGUCGACAGGAAGAGAUCCGUGUUCAACACGCCGCUCAUAUUGAAAACGAAAGCCGCGUCCGCUCGCUAGCAGAUGGCGACCGCCAAGACCCGAAAUCUAUCUGGAAUAGUAUGACUUCACUAGCGCUAGAGCUGCAACGAACUCAUAAGGCGGAUGAGGUCAACAGGGAUGUAUCAAGAAUGAAAAGCCUCAUGCAACUUUUGAAACUUCGACCACCUCUCCAAAAUUUUAAAUUUGCCUGUGCCAGCCGCAAAUGAACCAACGCUAAUUAUUAAGUUUGCCUCGCAGGAAGAGAUAUUGCGAAAGAAUGGAUAAUGCGGAGUGACGUUGGUUGGAUUUUAUAGUAGUCUAUUGCAUCCGAAAUUUCCGCUGGGACUUAAAUAAUUGUAUGUCUGCGAAGUAUUAUUAUUAUCUAUAGUUAGUAAACGUUUUUCAGCUAGAAAAUGACGCGUUGUAGACCUGUCGUACGAGUUAAAAAUACGCAAUAAAUUGUAUUCUUAAUUGUGUAACGUAGUUGUCUUAUGUUUGACGACUAUGUAAUAGAAAUCUAGUUCCCUAAGGCACCGUAAGGCUUUGCCCAAUGAGCAUUUUAUUGAACGAUACAUUCUCUGAAAGGGCAAUUCUCUAACGUGCGGUAAUACACCCUAAUCGUGUUACAGCUGCUGUCGAUUUCCCACCGGAUGUAUUGGUUCAGGAUGUGAGUAAUCUUACAGGACAGAUUUAUGUUUUAUUCCACUAAGAGUCGCUUAUUAUCGAUAAAAUCAAAUAGCUUUUUUUUAUUCGCAUAGGCUGUCGGAUUUCUAAGUCCCUAGCCGAACGAGUCUUUUAAUUCAAGCCCCCCUAUAAGCAUACGUAUACUUAAGUACACGAUGAAAAAUAAAAACCAACAGUUAGAAUACGUUUCUUAACUAGAUUAUCCCGACCUCGUUCCAUACGGUAGCUUUAUAUUAUACUCUAAAUAACUGAAAUUGAAAAAAACCUGUCACAUUUGAUUUAUGUGAACACAAUUCAUAUGACAUACUGUAUUAUAGAAGACGUCUGAAGAGCGAAAGGUAUUAUAACCAAUAAAAGCUACAUAAGUUUCGAAUUGUAUGGUCUUAGAGUGUGUAUUUCAAGUUUCCAACAGAAGGGGGUUGCGUGUGAUCUUUUUUUUUGUGAACUUUGACAAUCAACAAUUCAAAUCCGCAGGAAUAUACAAUGUAUAUUUCAUUACCCGCUACCUAAAUUGAGUUCAAGUUGUCUCAUAUCAAGUCGGUGUCGUAUAAAACGUUUCAUAAUUAACAAUCCCAUUAACGAGGAUAAUCUUAUUAACACUAUAUAUCUAUCUGAGAACGCCAUUAUUUAGAUGAGAACCGAAUUCAGAGAUCCGAAUCGUCCCUUUGGUUCUCCUAGUUGACGCUCAUGUAUAUUGUUGAUGAGCUCGAGGGCAAAAUUGAUUUCUCAUACGCUCCUUAUUCAUCGUUUACGCUAGUGUUAAAAAGGGAAGCACUCUUCGGGCCAGCAUGAGGGGGACGACACAAUGGAAGUGACGCGUCACUGAAUCACGACGUGAUGCUCUGUCAUUAUUAAACAUGAUCCGUCCGUUAUAUGGCAAUGCGUUACUGGAUGACUGAUUUGACUGUGUGAAGGUCCGAAAGCUUAAUUAGUCUUCCAACUACCGUUGAAAAGUCAUCGUAAAAAUUCAAUAAAGCUCAAUAGUUCUGGUUCACUUCAUUAGCAGAAUUAAUGGCCCAUGCUGCAAGUCUUCCCAUAAAGAUAAAAUAGUGUGCUUCUGUUUGUUAUCAUCAGAAAAUUUGUGCGGUAAGAUAUAGCCGAAUCUGUGCAUUCCUGCGAUAAGAAUACGCGCGAGGGUCUAGUGAACGGCUAGUUUUCUGUCUUGGCUCUAAAAACUUUUGACCCGAUUGGUAAGGCGAUUAGAAAGGUGCAAGACAUCGGGCGUAAACACAAUUCGUUCCACGCUAGACGUCAACCGUCAGAAGCUACACCUGAAGGCAGCACCGGACGUAAAACUUAAACCACGUUUAUUGUAAAGCUUUGAAAAUUAAUAAUGUAUUUUGAUCGUAAAAUUUGAAAAAAAUAAGUUGUAGUAGAUGGCUCGAUGGAUUAAUCAACAAACGCCUCUCGAACUAUCUCUCUAAUAUUCAUAGAACUGAGCCAUA
This is a messenger RNA of Varroa destructor (honeybee mite), 4462 nucleotides long. RefSeq lists its product as uncharacterized. Gene Ontology annotation, molecular function: structural molecule activity. Gene Ontology annotation, cellular component: clathrin coat of coated pit; clathrin coat of trans-Golgi network vesicle. The record is from RefSeq and is a predicted model, not a curated record. NCBI's taxonomy places the organism in Eukaryota, Metazoa, Arthropoda, Arachnida, Mesostigmata, Varroidae. Gene Ontology annotation, biological process: vesicle-mediated transport; intracellular protein transport.